Nicrophorus vespilloides is the source of this 3073-nucleotide messenger RNA. Its product is annotated as solute carrier family 12 member 9. NCBI's taxonomy places the organism in Eukaryota, Metazoa, Arthropoda, Insecta, Coleoptera, Silphidae. Gene Ontology annotation, cellular component: membrane. The record is from RefSeq and is a predicted model, not a curated record. The transcript has 11 exons. Gene Ontology annotation, molecular function: potassium:chloride symporter activity. Gene Ontology annotation, biological process: chloride ion homeostasis; potassium ion homeostasis; potassium ion import across plasma membrane. The coding region runs from base 187 to 2874 and encodes 895 amino acids.
UAUACAUUAAAUGCAUUUCAGUACAAUUACUUACGUAUGUGUUUAUGAAUACAAUACACAUUUCGAAAUGUUUCUACGCCCCUAGCAUUUACUACUAGACGUUUAUCCAAGAAAAAAACAGUUUAGUUUUGUGCCUUCCUUGAACCGUUAUCGUCUUCCAACACGGGAAGUGCAAAUUCUACGAAGAUGCUCGCCCCGGACGUAGGUUCCACCAACAAUGAUUUAAAUGAUAAAAGUCCAUUGGUCUCCCAGAGGAGCAAAAUCAUGGGACAUCUGUCUGGGCUCUUCGGCAGAAAUACCACCACCACCAACACCAAUGAUGGGGGAUACAUAGAAUUCGGUUCAAUGUCUGAACAAAGGACAGAAACAAGAACCUUGGGAACAUUUGCUGGGGUAUUCAGCCCAGUCUCACUUUCCAUGUUCUCAGCCUUGAUUUUUUUGCGAAUGGGCUACAUAGUUGGGAAUGCAGGACUGUUGGUUACUUUGCUUCAGUUUGUGAUAGCUUAUGCCAUUUUGGUGUUCACUGUGUCUUCAGUUUGUGCCAUCUCAACCAAUGGAGCUGUGGAGGGUGGAGGAGCUUAUUUUAUGAUAAGUAGGACUUUGGGACCUGAGUUUGGUGGAUCCAUUGGCACAUUGUUCUUUUUGGCAAAUAUUGCAAGCAGUGCUCUAUGUAUCUCAGGGUGCGUGGAAGGAUUAGUUGAAAAUAUUGGACCAUCAGGGUACUUGAUCAAGGGAGUUAUACCAGAUGGCAGAUGGUGGCAGUUCUUGUAUUGCUCAGGCGUUAACACCUUGAACUUGGUGGUGUGUCUGAUUGGAGCCAGUAUGUUCGCUAAAACGAGCGUUUUUAUCCUGACCAUAGUUUGCGCGUGCCUGGGCAUUACAUUUUUCAGUUUCUUUUAUCAAGGGCCUUUGGAAGUGGCGAUUCCCGAUGCAAACGAUUUGGUCGGAAAUAUAACUACGGCACAAUACACAGGCUUGAGCGGCUUAACGAUGAACGAUAACUUGUAUCCCAGUUACGGAAAAGACUACACCUCGCACGGAGAAAUGGUGUCGUUCGCUUCGGUCUUCGGAGUAUUAUUCUCUGGCGUCACUGGAAUCAUGGCUGGUGCUAAUAUGAGCGGCGAACUGAAGACUCCAGGGAAAUCCAUUUUGCAUGGUACUUUGUCCGCGGUGGCUUACACUUUGGUGAUUUACAUAGCAAUUUCGUUAUUGACGGCGGCGACUUGCAGCCGUUUCCUCUUGCAAAACGAUUACUUGUACUUGGCGGGAAUCAACGUGCUCACCGGAAACGUGGCACUCGGUUUGAUAACUGCCACAUGGUCAGCGGCGUUAAGUAACGUGAUUGGUGGAUCUCGAGUUCUGGAAGCGUUAGCCAAAGACCGAGUUUUCGGAUCGCUCUUGGACUUCGUAACCAAAGGUACGUGGAGGGGAAAUCCCGUGGCCGCCGUGAUUUGUUCCUGGCUUUUGGUGGAAUUCGUACUUCUCAUCGGAUCGUUGAAUUUGAUAGCGCAAUUGAAUUCCGUGCUGUUCCUAUUGAGUUACCUGGCGACUAACAUGGCUUGUUUAGGAUUGGAAUUGGCCAGUGCACCUAACUUCCGGCCUUCGUUCAAAUACUUCACCUGGCACACGGCUUUCAUCGGCUUAAUGGGAACGCUCAUCAUGAUGUUCGUGAUCAGUCCGAUAUACGCGUCCUGCAGCAUCCUGCUGUGCCUGAUCCUAAUCAUGUUCCUUCAUUUAUUCUCACCUUCCAAGGAAACUCAUUGGGGAAGCAUAAGUCAGGCAUUGAUCUUCCAUCAAGUGCGCAAAUAUCUGUUGCUUCUGGACUCCAGGAAGGAUCACGUGAAGUUUUGGAGGCCGCAGAUGCUGCUAUUAGUGAACAGUCCGAGAUCCGCGUGUCCUUUAAUCGAUUUCAUAAACGAUUUGAAGAAGAGCGGGCUUUACGUCCUGGGACACGUAAUCACCGGAGACGCGAAUAACGAAGUGGCGGAUCCUAGUUUGGAAUUAUUGCCGCAUUGGUUGAAUUUAGUGGAUCAUUUGAAGGUCAAAGCUUUCGUCGAAUUGACUGUCGCCAAGACCGUUCAGGAUGGUUUGCAGCACCUCAUGAGGCUUUCAGGCAUGGGAGCCAUGAAACCAAACACUGUCGUCCUUGGAUUCCUGGAUAAACAAGUACCACAAGACUUUUUAUUAAGCGUCGAAUCAUCUUAUCAGAGCAACAGUUUCACCGAAGACAUAUUCCCAUUGAAGGAUUUCAGUAAUUUGGGCGCAGUGGAAUAUGUGCACAUGAUGAGCGACGUUCUGCGAUUCAACAAAAAUCUGUGCGUUUGUCGCAACUUUUAUAAAUUGAACAAAGAUCACAACAAGAAGGAAAAAAAGUUUAUUGACGUGUGGCCCAUCAAUUUCUUGCAUCCAACUGAAGGAGACGCCUUCGAUACAACAUCCUUGUUCAUGAUGCAGCUGGCGUGCAUCAUAAACAUGGUACAGCAGUGGCGCAAGUUUACGCUGAGGAUCUGCGUUUGCGAUGAGACCAAGCACUCUCCGCUUUUGGUCAACACACCUGCACAGCAGAACCACGUCGACAAGAUCAAGGAACUUCUGAAAGAGUUGAGAAUCAGCGCAGAGAUAUAUCCGGUGAUUGGUUGGAAGGAUGUCUUCGAGUCACAAAACCAGGAGCCCGAGGAGUACUUGAGCAGAUGCAACGAGCUGAUCAGCGAGCAGUCGGCUUUCACCUCGCUCUCCUUCAUCUAUUUAUCCAACCCGCCGUUGGAGGAGAGUGCUGCAUCCGAUUUUCUCGAUGACCUUGGCACAAUCACCAACGAUCUUCCGCCCACGAUCCUCGUCCACGGCGUCAGCACCGUCAUAUCCAAUACUCUUUAAUAAUCAAUUUUAAAUCACUUUUAAUCCAUUAAUUAUAUUUUUAUUAGUAUUAUUUUAUCUAAGCGUUAGUUUGCUAUCAACAAAUUGAGGAGAAAAGAAAACUGUGAUUUACCAAAACCGAAUUGAGAUGUAUACAAACAAAUCAAAUCAUCUAUUUUAAACUAAAACAAUAUAAUAUUUUUAAAUUUAAGUUUUCAAU